Saccoglossus kowalevskii is the source of this 2094-nucleotide messenger RNA. RefSeq names its product pre-mRNA-processing factor 17-like. Gene Ontology annotation, biological process: mRNA splicing, via spliceosome. Gene Ontology annotation, molecular function: mRNA binding; protein binding. Gene Ontology annotation, cellular component: catalytic step 2 spliceosome. The record is from RefSeq and is a predicted model, not a curated record. NCBI's taxonomy places the organism in Eukaryota, Metazoa, Hemichordata, Enteropneusta, Harrimaniidae.
UCAAAAAUGGCAGCGAUUUCAGCUUUGGCAGCGUACGGGAGCGACCAAAGUGAAGAUGAGAGCGACACCGAGUCGAAAGAAGAGGCCAAACCGGAUUCCACGAUUCACUUGAAACCACUAGAUAAAGGAAUGAAGGUAACAUCACUCCAGAGUCGAUUGCAGCUAAACUCUGCUCCUGUAGUCCAAUCUAAGAGAGCUGUUGACACGAUUCAUCACAUUGAUCCAACAUCCAAGGAAGUGAUGUACAAUCCUCAGUUUGAACAGAUGUUUGGCCCAUCAAUUGGACCUGCAAAUCCUUACAAAACCAAACAGGAAGCGGCGCCAAAGAACACGCUGGCUGGCUACGUGGAAGAUGCUCAUGUCAAUGCAUUUACAUUUGAAACGCAGCGAAGAACAUUUACAAGUUACGGCUAUGCGUUAGAUCCAACUGUUGACUCGGCAAAUCUUGAAGGAGGAAAAUAUGUGGGAGAAGUUUCUGAAGCUAAGAAAACUGAAGGUAAAACAGUAUUUGAAACAAGUAAACCCAGGGUGGGUGACAAACGAAAGAAAGUGAAACUGAACGACCCAUCAAACAUAGAUGAGUUUCAAGGCCCGUGGGGGAAAUUUGUGGAUGAAAAAACUACUGCCAAACCAAGUGAGGAGGAGCAAGAAGUACUGGAUGAGAUUUUGUCCAAACGCAGCAACAGAAGACAACGGACGGAUGACAAGCCAACAGAAGAGAAAACAACGUUGCAUAUAAAAGAUGCCUACGAUUACCAAGGAAGAUCAUACCUACAUAUACCACAAGACUUAGAGGUGGAUCUACGAUCUGAAGAACCUCCUGAAAAGUGUUAUCUUCCUAAAAAACAUAUCCAUACAUGGACUGGACAUACAAAAGGUGUCGCUUCCAUCAGAUUGUUUCCAAAGUCCGGACACUUACUACUGUCGUGUGGCAUGGAUACAAAAAUAAAGCUCUGGGAGUUCUACAAUGAAAAGCGAGUUCUUCGUUCAUUUCUAGGUCAUAAAAUGGCCGUACGUGAUGCAUGUUUUAAUAAUGAUGGCACUAAAUUUCUCAGUGCAGCGUAUGAUAAAUAUAUUAAACUUUGGGACACAGAGACUGGUCAGUGCAUAUCAAGGUUUACUAAUCGUAAAGUACCCUACUGUGUCCGAUUCAAUCCUGCCGAAGACAAACAACAUUUAUUUGUAACUGGAAUGGCUGAUAAGAAAAUAGUACAGUGGGACUUGAACUCUGGUGAUAUUGUCCAGGAGUAUGACCGUCAUCUCGGUGCUGUCAAUUCUAUAACAUUUGUUGAUGACAGUAGGAGGUUUGUCUCUACCUCAGACGACAAGAGUUUACGAGUCUGGGAAUGGGAUAUUCCAGUGGAUUUUAAAUACAUUGCUGAACCUAGUAUGCAUUCCAUGCCAAGUGUAACUCUCAGUCCAAAUGGUAAAUGGUUAGGAUGCCAAUCCAUGGACAAUCAGAUUGUGAUAUUCUCAGCACAAAAUAGGUUCAAGUUGAAUCAUAAAAAGUGUUUUAAAGGUCACAUGGUAGCUGGUUAUGCUUGUCAGAUGGACUUUUCCCCAGAUAUGAGUUACGUUGUAUCUGGGGAUGCAGACGGAAAGCUGAAUCUGUGGGAUUGGAAGAGCACUAAACUUUACAGUAAAAUGAAAGCACAUGACGGUGUCUGUAUUGGAUGUAUCUGGCAUCCACAUGAAACAUCUAAAGUUAUAACGUGUGGAUGGGAUGGACUUAUUAAACUCUGGGACUGAAACAGUGAUGAUCCUGUACCAAGGAACUUGUACCGUGUGGUGGAUAAAUCUUUGUAUGUGCUUGGACGACAACUGAUAUCGGUUUUGAUGGAAAUAUAUACAUACUCACAAUGUCAUGUUAUUCUAUAUACUAUUACAAUAAUUAGAACCAAGAUAAGAAGAUUUUGCUUGAUAUUUUUCUCUUGUCUUCUUUUAUAUUACUUUUCUUAUAUGAAAACUGAAGUCUGUGUAAAUAAAGCGUUUAAAUAAUCUUUCUUUUAAAAGAACAUUUGCUGUCCACACACUGUAGUUCUGUUUUAAACAGAAUCAUGUAUUUUAUGUAGAAUUGAAAAUAAAAAGUACAAU